UCAAAGCGCGAGGUGCGGCUGUGCUCCAUUUAGACAUUCGCUUUAGUGUCCAUCGCGUGUGUAGUUUACGAUUAGUUGUUCGUUUAUUUUCCUUUUGCUAAAUCAAUAAUAGUAGCAAUUUAUAUGGAGAGUGCGUUGCUCUUAUACGGCAUCUUGCUGUCAUUGCUUGGACUUAUGUCGGCUCAGCGCCUGCCGAAUAUCGCUUGUCCGCAGUUCUUUGAGUAUCUAUCCUACAAUCAGCAGUUUAUAGGGCACAUUGCUGUACGACAUGACCCUCAAUAUGAGAGCAACGAGCUCGUUGUGGAAUUCUCACAGUACGGAGCUUAUCAAUGGAGCUAUGUUGGAAGCCUUUCACUAAUGGACAACCAAGAAGUCACUAAGUCUCAUAUAGCUAAUGGCGAGCCCAUUAACUAUCGCGUCGACUUCCCCAUACCCAGCGAGCCGCCAAAAUUGACAAAAAUCACUCUCAAUAAUGAGGUGCUCUGCAGUGCACCACAAUAUCUACCACCAAAAACUGAGAUCUCAUUGAGGCAUUCUCUGCUGUCCACAACGGUGCCGCUUACCUUUUUGGACUCGAGACGUAUUCAGAACGCUCCACAGUGGGACUUCAGACCAUCCGUUUCGGCCGUGAAGCAACCGGAUUACAUGAUUCCGGAGAUUCAAGUGCCGGUGCCGAGAACAACUCCCAGGCCACGUCCCGUCAUUCAGCAGCAAACUAAUGUGAACACCAGAGAGAGUCCAAAGCCUGAGCCGAUAGAUCAAACGCUGACUACAGUCUGUGGCCGCGAAAGAGCCGUUACAACGCCUCUCAUUUUCCAGGGAGAGCAGCUGCAGCGGGGCCAGCUGCCCUGGUUGGUUGGUCUCUUCGAGCGUGCGACAGACAAUGGUCUGAUCUUCUUCUGUGGCGGCUCGCUAAUUUCGUCAACGACAGUGCUGUCGGCGGCACAUUGCUUCCGUUUGCCUGGCCGCGAUCUGCCGGCCAACCGCACUGUUGUCUCUCUGGGUCGCAACACCAUCGAUAUCAUUUCGCAGGGCGAACUGCGCGAGGUAACGCAGCUGCUCUUCCAUGAAGCAUACGAACACUUCAGCGCGAAUGCAGACAUGGUGCUCAUCAGACUAGCCAAGAAAAUCAUCUUCAACGAUUAUAUUGUUCCCAUUUGUUUGUGGAACGAGAACUAUGCGCUGCAGCUGCCGUCAGGCUACAAAACGUACGUGGCUGGUUGGGGAGCCGAUGAGAACGGGAACGUCAACACGAAGUACUCGAAAAUCACGGACACAAGCAUUGUGACCGAGUCUGACUGCCUGCGCGAGAGUGUGCGUUCUCUGGUGCAGCCGAACACGAUCUGUGCGAAACGCGUGGGGGCUGGUCCUUGCGCCAGCGAUGGUGGCGGCGGACUGAUGCUGAGAGAAAACAAUAUUUGGCUUCUGCGUGGAGUCAUCUCACUCGGCCUGCAAAAGAACAAUACCUGUGAUCUCACCCGGCCUUCCCUCUACGCAGAUGUGGCCAAGCACAUUACCUGGCUGCGUCAGAACAUGUGGGAAUAGCCAAACUCCAAAUAGUGCCAGAGGUGCAUUUCGCUCAACCUAUGUACUCAGUUCUAAGUCAAAUUCUGCCUGUAAAUAAUUUAUAAAUAAACCAAAUUUUUA
Messenger RNA from Drosophila hydei, 1647 nucleotides. Its product is annotated as serine protease gd-like. The record is from RefSeq and is a predicted model, not a curated record. Gene Ontology annotation, molecular function: serine-type endopeptidase activity. Gene Ontology annotation, biological process: proteolysis. NCBI's taxonomy places the organism in Eukaryota, Metazoa, Arthropoda, Insecta, Diptera, Drosophilidae. The coding region runs from base 124 to 1545 and encodes 473 amino acids. The transcript has 4 exons.